AAUGAUAAUUGCUCUCAUCCAUGUAGAUCAGACGAAACUCAUCAUCAUAAAAAGCCUUACAAACCUCUUCAUCUUCAUCUUGACACGGAGGUUAGGAAAGGAAAGUUUGUAAAUGUGUGUACCGAUAUCUUAACAGUGUAACCAUGGUUUCAAUACGUAUUUUAUAAUGGAUAUAUAUUUAAACGGGUUUUUUUAAAGAACAUUACUUCGUUUACUAUGUGUUCUUCCAGUUGACAGAUCUAUUGGUAUAUGGUGCAGAUCCUUUGUUAUCGUGUAAGAAUGGUCAGGAUCAAUAUAAAAAUAUUUUUGUUUUCGCUAAAAAAACAUUGAGCGAAAUGGAAAAUGGCCCCCAAGUCAAUACUCAAGAUAGCAAAAGUAAGAAACCUGAAAAGCCGAAAAAGGAUGAAAAGCUGUCCACAAAAUCUAUUGGAAAAAUGGUAACAGACGACAAAGAAGAUUAUAAGCAAGCUAUAGAACUCGUAACGGAGUGUGCGAGGCUUGUACAUAUACGAUGGUUGCAAGGACAAUUGGCUAAAAACCUUAUUGAAACCAUACACAAAUACAGACAUCGACAAUGGAACAUGAUUUUAAACGAAUGUAAAAAUAAGAAAGCUGUCGGUCUAUGGCUUACGCCACAUCGUGGUAUAGAAAUAUGGAACAUUUUUAAUUCUACUAAAAAGAAAAUUUAUACUGACCAAAGAGUUUUGAAACAUUUUCUAAGUAUUGUCACCUUUCUCGCUUGGAGAUUCUACAAUCCUAAAAAGAAUGACUUUACGCCUUGGUCUAAAGUCACAGCUAUUGUCAAAGACCUAAUAGAUAAGGAUGUACUCUACCUUUUAAAAGAAAAUAAAUCUAUAAACAAGACAAUAGAAGAUAUUCCAUGGAAAUGUUCUUUUGUUAAGCCUGAGCUAGAUAAAGCGGAGAAAAAAUUUAAAAUUUGCUUCGAGUGUGCAUUGCCGUUGGAGGAGAAUAAAUUAUUAACCUGUAAUAUAUGUAAAAUGAUAUCGUUUUGUUCGUUAGAAUGCUUAAAAGAAAAUGUAGAAAGAGCCAAUUGCCAUCCCUGUAGCAACGAUUUAAAAUUAAAACAUUUUCCUUCACAAGACUCAUACAUGUAUUGAUUAUGGAAAACACGUCAACGGACUACC
This is a messenger RNA of Pieris rapae (cabbage white), 1145 nucleotides long. RefSeq lists its product as uncharacterized. Lineage: Eukaryota; Metazoa; Arthropoda; Insecta; Lepidoptera; Pieridae. The transcript has 4 exons. Bases 336 to 1118 code for a protein of 260 amino acids. The record is from RefSeq and is a predicted model, not a curated record.